AUGUCUCUGGGUGGGUUUGAGUCUGCCGGCCGGUUGUUGGAGUUUGACAAGGUGCUGGCGCAGCUGUCGGGCUACGCUCGCACGGAGCUGGGACGCGAGAAGGUGGCUGGGCUGGAGCCGUCGGACGACCUGUUGGAGGUGGCGACGCGGCAGCAGGAGACGACCGAGUCCCGCCGGUACAUCGACGGGGGCGGGUCCCUGGAGUUCGGGCCGGAACAGGACAUCAGCGAACUGAUCCACAGGGCGCUGCUGGGCGGCCUUUUGCGCGGCGAGGAACUGUACGCCGUCCGCGCCUUUGCCCGUGCCGCGCGUGUCGACCGCGACGAACUGAGCAACCAGGAGAGCCUGCCGCUGCUGUCCAGCCUGGCGAGCAACAUCCCGGAGCUGGGGCACCUGGACCGGGAGAUCGGCGCGGCCAUCAGCCCGGCGGGGGAGGUGGUGGACUAUGCCAGUCCCCUGCUAGCGCGGCUGAGGGCGGAGUCGCGGCAGGCCCAGACCCGUCUGAACGACAUAAUGGAGCGCAACCUGCGCCGGUUCCAGCGUUCCGAGGUGGUGCAGGAGCCGAUAAUCACGCAGCGCAAUGGGCGGAUGGUGCUGCUGAUCAAGACGGAGAUGCGCUACCGGGUGGCGGGUAUCGUCCACGACGUUUCCGACAGCGGGGCGACGGUGUUCGUGGAGCCGAUGGCUGCCGUGGACAUGGGCAACCGCUGGCGGGAGGCGCGGCUGGCCGAGGAUCGCGAGGUGGAGAGGGUGCUGCGGCAGCUGUCGAUUCACGUCGGCGAGACGGCUGAGGACCUGUUGCUGGCCCUGGACAUCGUGGCGCGCCUGGACCUGGACGUGGCGAAGGCGCGGUACUCGUCGGCGCUGCGGGCGACACAGCCGAUCAUCGAAGAGUUGGAGGACGAGGAACAAGGCCCUCGCCGCCGGCUGCAGCUGAGCCGGGCCCGUCAUCCGCUGCUGGCCGGGGCCGGAGGGCUCAGCGGCAGCGUUGUACCCAUCAGCCUGUCCAUGGACUCUCACCGGGGAGUGCUGCUGAUCACGGGUCCGAACGCCGGCGGCAAGACGGUUGCGCUGAAGACGGUCGGCCUGCUGGCAAUGAUGGCCCACGCCGGUCUGCACAUUCCGGCGGAGGAAGCGCGGUUUCCGGGGUUCGACGGGAUCUACGCGGACAUAGGUGACCAGCAAAGCAUCCUGGAGUCGCUGUCGACAUUCAGCUCGCACAUCACCAACCUGCUGGGCAUCAUGCGUCGGGCGACGUCUCGAUCGCUGGUGCUGGUGGACGAACUGGGCACCAGCACCGACCCGGAGGAGGGCGCGGCUCUUGCCAGCGCCGUGCUGCGGCACUUCCAGCAGAUGGGUGUGUUCCUGGUGGGCACGACGCACCAGCGCGGUGUGGCGCGUGCGGUGCAGGAGCACCCGGGCAUGAUGAACGCCAGCGUGGACCUGGACCCCACGACGCUGGCACCCACUUAUCAGCUGACGGUCGGGCUGCCGGGGCGCAGCUACGCGCUGACCAUCGCGGCGCGGCUGGGACUGCCACAGGAGAUCAUCGACGACGCCAGCGCGGGCAUCUCGCCGGUAGAGCAGGCCACCGAGUCGCUGCUGCGUGAACUGCAGCAGGAGCGACGAACGGUGGGAGGAGCUCAAGGAGGAGGCGGAGUCGUCACGCCUCGCCGCCGUCAGGCUGCGGCAGGAACUGGAGGAGCAGCUGGGUACGGUUGA
Messenger RNA from Geodia barretti, 1722 nucleotides. NCBI's taxonomy places the organism in Eukaryota, Metazoa, Porifera, Demospongiae, Tetractinellida, Geodiidae. The record is from the annotation of a GenBank genome assembly.